CACACACUCCUGCAAUCAGCAUACUCGCCCAGGCUUUAUCACACUUCCCACUUUAUCUUAACAAAAUGUCACCCGCCGAAGUCGAGGCUAACGGCUGGACCGCUGUGCCUGUCAGCGCCAAAGAAGUCAAGGACUCAGUCGGACAGCUUGGAGCCACGCAAACCUACACUAUCCAAGACAUCGUUUUCCCCUCUGACGACAAACUCGUGUCUGAAGCUCAAGCCUUUGUCAAGGCACGUCUGAGUCAAGAAGCUUAUAACCACUCUAUGCGGGUUUUCUACUGGGGAUCCAUUAUUGCCAGGCGUUUGCUACCCAAGCAUGCAGAGGCCUUGUCCCCAUCCACAUGGGCGCUGACAUGCCUUCUGCAUGAUAUUGGUACUGCUCAGGCUUACUUCACUUCAACUCGCAUGUCUUUCGAUAUCUAUGGUGGUAUCAAAGCAAUGGAGGUGCUUAAAGUCCUCGGUGGGAGCAACGAUCAGGCCGAGGCGGUCGCCGAGGCUAUCAUCCGUCAUGAAGACAUGGGCGUGGACGGUACAAUUACCUUCCUCGGCCAGUUGAUUCAGCUUGCUACGCUGUAUGACAACGUUGGGGUGUACGAAGGUAUUGAAGAUUUUGGCAGCUGGAUUGACGAAGCCACUCGUGAUAACAUAAACAAAGCAAUUCCUCGUCACGGUUGGUGCUCUUGGUUUGCCUGCACAGUCCGCAAGGAGGAGACCAACAAGCCUUGGUGCCAUACUACACACAUCCCUCAGUUCGAUAAACAGAUGGAGGCAAACAUUUUGAUGACACCAUGGGAGUAGACAAAACAUAUCACAGAUGCCUAGUGGUAUAUGGAUGUGGUGAUAAUAAAUUUUCUACAAACAAUCACUGCUGAAGUCUUGUUUAUUUUGUUACAGGCUAUGGCCUGGGGCGUUAAAACUAUAUGUGGUAAAGGUGUCAAGGAGAGGGG
Fusarium redolens is the source of this 949-nucleotide messenger RNA. RefSeq lists its product as uncharacterized. The transcript has 2 exons. The record is from RefSeq and is a predicted model, not a curated record. NCBI's taxonomy places the organism in Eukaryota, Fungi, Ascomycota, Sordariomycetes, Hypocreales, Nectriaceae. The coding region runs from base 66 to 800 and encodes 244 amino acids.